AUGACGUCCUCUACUGGCGGGACUACCAUUCUCGAUCCGCAUACUCUCCUGAAAGGCCUAGAAGAUCAGCCCUGGUUCGAGAAGAACAUUCCUCUACUGGAAAUACCCGAUAAGCAGAUCCAAGAGGUGUACUACUACCGUUGGCAGACCUACAAAGAACACCUUGUUUACACUGGAACGGAGUAUGGUUACGUGGCCAGUGAGUUCUUGAACCCCGUCAGCUACGGCGCACCGUAUGGUGGUAUCGUGGCGGCUGCAGGUCAUCAUACCACCGAAGGUCGGUGGAUACGUGAUACGAGAUAUGGCCAGGAUAUCGCAAAGUAUUGGCUCGCUGGGCCAGGACAGUUCCCAAAGCCAAUGAGAGACGAUGUCAACAAAGAUACCUGCGACUGGGCGCACGAGUACAGCUUUUGGGCUGCCACUGCGCUGUGGAAACAAUACUUGGUCACAGGAGAUAGAGAAUUCGUAGUCGGUCAGCUUACGAAUCUGGUGAAGCAAUAUCGAGGCUGUGAUAACCAUUACUCUGACUCACUAGGCCUGUAUUGGCAGGGACCUGUUUGGGAUGCCACGGAGUAUACAGCUGCUUCUUACGAGUCUAGUGAUCCCUACCAUGGAGGUGCCGGCUUUCGGCCUACGAUUAACUCAUAUCAGUAUGGAGAUGCCAUUGCCAUAGCAAAAAUUGCUGCUUUGGGUGGAGACUCUGAUCUUGAGAAUGAAUAUCGACGCCGGGCAGAAAGUCUGCGAGUCGCAGUACAAAAGCACCUUUGGGACAAUGAGAGCAAAUUCUACAAACACCAGGCCCGUGACGACAACCCCUCCGGCUCCCUGCUGGGUACCAGAGAAAUCAUGGGCUAUCUUCCCUGGAUGUUUGAAAUGCCGUGUAAUGAGUCCCAACCUGCUGCCUUCUCCCAGCUCAAAGACCCCCAAGGAUUCUUUUCAAAGUUUGGUCCAACUACAGCUGAGCGAAGAAGUAGGUGGUUCAUGUAUGAAGCAGAGAACUGCUGCAGGUGGGACGGUCCUUCAUGGCCAUUUGCAACUUCGCAGACUCUGACUGCCAUCGAAAAUGUCCUCCAUGAUUAUCCAGCGCAGAAAUACAUCACUCCCGAGGACUACUACGAAAUGCUGCAUCGGUACGCUCGAACACAAUACAAAAAUGGGCAGCCAUACGUCGCCGAAGCUCAUCAUCCUGAUGAAGACAAAUGGAUGUAUGACGGCCACAAUCACAGCGAAGAUUAUAACCACUCGACCUUUGUCGAUAAUGUCCUAGCCGGGCUUAUAGGACUUCGAGCCCAGUCUGGUGAAACACUAGUCGUCAAUCCCUUGACUCCUUUCAACUGGGACUACUUCGCUGUCGAGAAUGUGGCUUACCACGGCCAUUCUAUCACUAUCCUAUGGGAUAAGAUAGGCUCAGUCUAUAACCGAGGCCAAGGCUUGAGAGUUUACGUUGAUGGUCAACUUGCUGGGAGUCGAGGAACAAUCGGUCUUAUAAAAGUCGAGGUCGGUCCAUCUCUCCCAACGCGUGUUCCCUCCCGAAUAAACAUCGCAGCAAAUGGCCAGCGGGAUCCCCAACUUCCAAUUGCUUUUGCUUCGUACACGUCUCCAGCAGAUGAUCCUAUGCGGGCGAUCAACGGAAUGAUCUUCCGAACAGUAAUUCCACAAAACAGCCGUUGGACUUCGUAUAAUAGUCCAAACCCAAAAGACCAUUUCGGAGUCGACCUGCAUGAGGAUCAAGCUAUCGAUAAUGUGCGAUUUUCUUCUACGAUGAUUCAGAUGGUGUUCGGAUCCCUACCAGUUACGACCUCCAGUACUGGACAGGGAAUGUUUGGGUGA
Messenger RNA from Fusarium subglutinans, 1830 nucleotides. Its product is annotated as coagulation factor 5 8 type domain protein. The coding region runs from base 1 to 1830 and encodes 609 amino acids. Lineage: Eukaryota; Fungi; Ascomycota; Sordariomycetes; Hypocreales; Nectriaceae. The record is from RefSeq and is a predicted model, not a curated record. The transcript has a single exon. Gene Ontology annotation, biological process: carbohydrate metabolic process.